AUGCAGAGUGGUGACUCCAAAAAGGUGGUGCGGAUGUUUUACCGAAUGAAUUCUCUGGAUGAAAAUCUAAACAUUUGGCCUGAUGCUGUUAGCCUUUGUAACAUACUUCCUGCGUUUGUUGCGCUUCGUGCGUCUAUGCAAGGGAAGGAAGUUCAUGGUUAUGCCGUGAGGACCAACCUCGUUAAGGAUCUGUUUGUGGGUAAUGCGAUUGUGGACAUGUAUGCGAAAUGCGGGUUGAUUGAUGACGCGCAUAAGGUUUUCAAGCGCAUGGAGGUGAAAGAUGUGGUAUCCUGGAAUGCAAUGGUUACUGGGCUUUCGCAAAUCGGUAGAUUUGAAGAUCCUCUCGCGUUGUUUGAGAAGAUGAGAGGAGAGAAUAUAACAUGGAGUGCUAUGAUUGCUGGUUAUGCUCAAAGAGGCUAUGGUUAUGAAGCACUUGAUGUUUUCGGGCAAAUGGUAGUUUUCGGAUCAAGUGAGGAGGUGAAGAGGAAGACUUUCUUGGAUUUUUGUAUUGUUUACAAAGAAAAAGGGGGAGUAAAAAUUUUGAAAUUCCUGUUUUUCUUUGUAAAUCAAAAGCUCGUGUUGCUACAUCGAAACAAGUUCAUGUUUACUAUCUUUGAGAUUAACUUAGUGUUAAUCUUACCGGUGGCGAAGUGUUUAAAACAUGAAGCAAGUUAG
This is a messenger RNA of Helianthus annuus (common sunflower), 675 nucleotides long. Its product is annotated as pentatricopeptide repeat-containing protein At5g16860. Gene Ontology annotation, molecular function: protein binding; RNA binding. Gene Ontology annotation, biological process: RNA modification. The transcript has a single exon. The record is from RefSeq and is a predicted model, not a curated record. Bases 1 to 675 code for a protein of 224 amino acids. NCBI's taxonomy places the organism in Eukaryota, Viridiplantae, Streptophyta, Magnoliopsida, Asterales, Asteraceae.